AUGGCUGCAGAGCAGCGAAAGCUGCUGGAGCAGCUCAUGGGAGCUGACCAGCUAAUCGGAGGACCUAGCUCGGGCAGAAAUGCCCAGGUUCCAAUUACCGAUCCCAAAGUCUGCCGUUCUUAUCUCGCUGGAACAUGCCCUCACGACCUUUUCACCAAUACGAAACAGGACCUAGGGCCUUGUCCAAAACUGCAUAACGAAGGCCUAAAGACCGAGUACGAUGCUGCAUCGUCUCAUGAGAAAGCCAAAUGGGGGUUUGAAUAUGACUACUUGCGCGAUAUGCAGAAAUACAUCGACGAAUGCAAUCGGAGGAUAGAUUCGGCGCAGCGUCGGCUCGAAAAGACUCCUGACGAAAUACGACAAACUAAUCACCUGCUAGCACAAAUAUCCGAUUUAAACAAAACAAUCAAUACCGGAUUAGAAGAGACCUCCGUUCUCGGUGAACUUGGGGCCGUAUCUACAGCGAUUGACGAAUUUUACAAAGUGCGCAAUGCCAAACACCAAAAGGAAUCUUUGGAACGUGAUCUCAAGGCACUCGCGGAUACGUCAGGGCCAUCGGGACAUCAGAAGCUGCAAGUCUGCGACGUAUGUGGAGCGUAUUUGAGUCGUCUGGAUAAUGACCGACGACUGGCAGAUCAUUUCUUUGGCAAAAUGCACUUGGGCUAUGCAAAGAUGAGGGAAACUUACAGCGUUUUACAAAAGGAGAUGAAAGGACAACCUCCGUCAAGGCACGACGAUGGUCCCUCGGGCCGGGGUGAAUCUGGCUUUGAUGAUGGUGGCUGGGGUCAGGGAGGAGGGGGAGGAUAUGGCGGUCGCGCCUUCAGAGGCGGUGGGGGUGGCUAUAGGAGAAGAGGUGGCGGUGGUGGUUACGGACGAUGGUGA
Arthroderma uncinatum is the source of this 882-nucleotide messenger RNA. RefSeq names its product U1 snRNP splicing complex subunit Luc7. Gene Ontology annotation, cellular component: U1 snRNP; U2-type prespliceosome. Lineage: Eukaryota; Fungi; Ascomycota; Eurotiomycetes; Onygenales; Arthrodermataceae. The record is from RefSeq and is a predicted model, not a curated record. Gene Ontology annotation, biological process: mRNA splice site recognition. The transcript is spliced from 3 exons. The coding region runs from base 1 to 882 and encodes 293 amino acids. Gene Ontology annotation, molecular function: mRNA binding.